Trypanosoma rangeli is the source of this 3513-nucleotide messenger RNA. RefSeq lists its product as uncharacterized. The coding region runs from base 1 to 3513 and encodes 1170 amino acids. The record is from RefSeq and is a predicted model, not a curated record. The transcript has a single exon. Lineage: Eukaryota; Euglenozoa; Kinetoplastea; Trypanosomatida; Trypanosomatidae.
AUGCAAUCUAGUGAAGGCACAGCUGGGGGACCACCAACGUUCCCAACCUUUCCGCUGCCACCUGGAGGCAACGACUCCACACAAGGUAGGCAGCAUUCUGCAGGAAAUAGUUUUCAGUAUGUUGCUGAGCAAAAUCCUUCCGAGACGCCCAUUUUCGUUCAAGAGGCGCAUGCUCGACGUGAGGAAUACGCAAACGAGGCCAUACAAACCACCGCAGAGCACUGGAUUCAGGAACAGGUACGUCGUGAGUCAAAGAAGCAGACGGCAAGAAUGGAAUCUGAUUUUAUACUCGGGGGGGCGACUGGGGACGAGGGGGAAGAGAACGAGGGUUCCCUGGAGUUUGUGACGGGGCUACCCAAAUUUGUCGGGCGCGUAAUCUUGCUGUUGGCGGUGGGUCUCUUUGGCGCCAUUCCACUAAUGUCUCCGUUCGCGCUAACGGUACUUUUGACAGGGUGUAUUGUGACGUAUGCAGCGGAUUUUGCGGGAUACAGACGUGGUUGCGUGCUAGCAAUUAUAGGUACGACAGGUUUAUUCGCAGUGGCACUGUUUUUGUCCAACUUGCAUGCUUCCAUUUCUAGUGUGGGGCCUUUAUGCAUGAUUUUAAGUUUGUUAGGACUGCUCCUAAUGGCAGCCAUGACUGCAUUUUUGCACUUUUAUUGGAUGCAGCUUUAUUUCCCAGAGCUUAUAUGUUUAAUGGAGCGUUGUGUACUUGGGGUGACGCCAAUUCUGACGUUGCCCUCCUUGUUCUCGACCAUCACGGCUUUGGUUGGGUCCCGGCACGCUCCUGCGUGGUUUAUGACGGCCAUGUGUGUGCUUCAUCACUUCUUCUACGGUCCGUUGGAGAGUAGCUUUCUCAUGCGUCGACGUUUGGUUCGAGGAGCGAGUGAGAAUGGGGAUAUCGUUUCUGAAGAGGGAAUAACGGAAGAAGUAAAAUCACUUCAGGCAAAUGGACGAGCUGAAGCGAUAAUUUUUACGUCGCUUUUGGUAAGCCUUCCUUCCUUGCUCUACAUUAUUUUACAGAGCAACUUCAUCGAUGCAUGGCUGCCAAACACUCUCAAUGCAUUUGGUAUGGUUUGCGGGCCAGUUGCUUACAUUUGCUUUGAUUCGAAUCGUAGCCUGUGGUUUUUGCUACCAGAUAGGCAGACGCUACGCCAUCGACUUGGGUGUGACCCUCUUGGGGUACACGAGGCGGUCAGAAAGUACCGUAACCCAUUUCUUAUCUUAAGCAUGACAGUAGGUUUGCACUGGGCCAUCUAUCGUCUGCUUCAUUCCCGGUUCAGAUUUCUCUUCAGUGGAGUGCCGCCACCGUUUAACGGUAUCUGUUUGGCCAUUGCUAUGUACUUGGGAUUGUACGCGGCGUACCAAGUAAAGAUAUUACUGGAUGCUGACAAGCGGGGGAAGGACACACUUUCUGCCCAAUAUUUGCAUCGACGAGUACUUUCAGUUGUAUCAGCUGCAGCGUCAUGUAUUUUUGUAGCAGUAAGUGCAGGGUUGCCUGGAAUUUUCAUGAUGUUCAUGGUGCUCUGUGUGUCGUCCAUCAACCUUUUCCUACUAGAUCGCAACAACGUUGGGCCAAUGGUGUCAUUUACCAUAUUUUCAAGUUUACUACUUCUUUGGUGGAUGUACCGCAUGUUUUCUUUCAUUGUUGUGGACCUGCAUGUACUUGGGGAGUCCACCACUGUUCCAACACCACUGGUGGCGAUGAGUGUGCUGUGGUGCUACGUGCUGAGCUGCGUCGCGUUUACCAUGUCCUUCUCCACGAACAAAGUUCCCUUUGUCGUGGCUCUCUUUGCCCAUUCGCUGCAGGUGGCGUGGGUGGAACAUGUGUUGUACUCGCAGAAGGAGGAGAAUGUCUACCCAGCGGUGCUGGUGCCAUUUACAAGUGCCAUUGGUGUUUUGUUGUCCUCGCGGCUGUAUACAAAUGAAACACUUGGAAUCCACGAGGCGGCCCUUAUUGCGGCGUCCUACAUCGCAAAGCUUCUGACAUUUGUGGUGGAGGUGACGGGCUCAUAUUACCUCGCGGAGUCUGCGGAGUCUGACAAGCGGCAUUACCACGCAAUUGAGAUUGGACUUGCCUGGUGGUCAACGCUCUUCGCAGGUUUUGCUGUUGUGGUAUUUGAGCUCAAACGCGGGCGACAUCUGAAGAAUAACUACGCCAGACACCUCACGGCGUUAUUUGUCGUUAGUGCCUUGACAAUGACAGCAAGUACGGCACGAAAUUUCCAGCGCGCCGUUUUUGAGUUUUUCACGCAGAUCCGCCUUGCCGACUCGAACAGCGUGCACAUCAUUUUAGGGACCUCGUUUCUCUUUUUUGGCCUUGUCACACACCCAUUUUUCGCUCGACAUGCGGACUUACACACAUUCAUGUAUCCCCUACGAACCCUGGCACGUGGAGCGUUUGCGGUAGGCAUUAUUCUCCUCAUUGCACAGCCCACACGAAUUACGGAACACUCUGGCGAAGUUGAGUUCGACUUUGUCAAUGAGGAUGUGAGUAGGUACUGCUCCGUCGCAGGCACGAUGCUUCUCGUUGCGGGACGACUUAUUCCGAUGUCUUCCUUGCAUUUUAUACUUCGUGCCUUAUAUUGGCUUGUCACCACCGUUUUGCUUUCUGUUGGGCUCGCCAUGUACGUCCUUCCGGCGCCGACGAUGUUUCUCUUUGCUGGCACCUGCGGUUUUGUGUACUUCUCCUUACUGACGCUGGACGUGGCGCACUACCGCAAUAUGUCCUCCAACGAGGGGUGGAUUGUGUAUGGUGUCUCCGUCUGUUUUAUGGUCUUUUCGUUGGUUGUAAUGGGAGGCGCGAACGUGCGGGAGUACACGGGUGGCAGCCCGCUCUUGAUGUGGGAGAUUUAUACCACCGGACGCAGACGACAACUUUCUGUGGCAGGCGUCACAAGCCUUUUUAUGGCCAUUGUACUGAAGUUUAGGGUGUGCGGCAAACCACUUGUGCCUGCGGCGCUGCCACUCACCGUGGAGGUGAUUGAGCAAGUGGCGCUUCUGGUGAACUACACGACCAUCAUUGCCGUUUCCGCCUUGACAACGCACAACGUUUGGAGCAACGGCAACGAGCCUGGGCUGCACGUCGCGACCUCCCUCUUUCUUCUUCUUCUAGCAGACGACGGUGUCCUCUUCAUUGGCCUGGAACGAGGGCACUUCCGCUACUUCCCCGUCCUAGUUUACAUCCUCAGCGUGCUGUGGCUGUGCUUUCUCUACGACGCGUAUGUCUCUACUCAGACGGUGUUGGGCGGUGUUGUGCAGUGCCUGUGGUCUGUCUUUUACGCGAUGCCGGUUAUCCCCUCACACGUCUCUCUGCUCCUGCUGCUGUGGUUCGGGAGAAAGCGGGGGGGCACGCCGACCUCGGCUAUCCUCGUAUUCGUUGCUCUCGACAUGCUGUGCCUGCUCUUUUCCGCCUGCAAGACGCUGCAGUGGAUGGCGAUCAUCGGCGUCUGUGGGCAGAGCGCACGUCUGUUCGAGGCACAGUUCUGGAAGAAGCGGCUGGAAACCAUCUUGUAG